GAGCCUGGAGAUCGUCCACUGUGAGCUCGGCCCGAAGCUCCCACUGCUGCUGAAGGCCCUGGAGAACAUCAAGCUUCGGCAGCUCCACCUGCAGCAGAACGAGCUGUUUGAGGAGGGCACCCGCCAGGUCAUCGAGGCCUUGGCUUUGCAGUCCAACGGGACGCUUGCGGCACUGAGUCUGGCCCACGACCGCAUCGGCGUCGCUAAUGUCAAGGCUUUGGCCGAGGCUCUGCGGACAAACAGCGCUUUGUUCGAGCUGAACCUGAACCAUGCCUGCCUAAGCAGCGAUGGCAUCGUGGCUCUCGCGGAGGCAAUCGUGCAGAAUCGGAGCCUCAAGCAGCUGAGCCUUCGGCGGCUCGAUCUGACGGGCUGCGGUUGGGGCGAUUGGGGCGAUUUGGGCAAGGCCUACAUGGCACUGGCCAGAGUCCUCCGGGCCGGCCAGGCGGGGUGA
Symbiodinium necroappetens is the source of this 451-nucleotide messenger RNA. Lineage: Eukaryota; Dinophyceae; Suessiales; Symbiodiniaceae. The record is from the annotation of a GenBank genome assembly.